AGGCUGAAGGAUACCUUCGCUGGUCUUCCUCCUCCUCCUGUCGAUAUCACAGCCCGGAGAGUUUUGAAUCUAGUCUGUGGCCCCGCAGCCGCCAUGCUGAGCUCGAGCCAUUAAACUAACUUUAUCAGGAACAUCUCUCUCCACAAACCGGGACAAAGAGGAAUACUUUCCGCACAAUUGGUGUUGAGACUGUCCUCGUUCUGCACACCUGACCUUUUCCAGCUGUGUGAAGAAAAGUGGACAAGUUUUAAUGAAUAACUAUUCGCUAGCUGACACCAUGGCAGAAAAAGGAAACUUAACAGUUCCAAAACUAUCAGAGUCAAACAUGGGAUUUGGUGUGCUGGGGGUGUUUCUGGGAUUACUCCUAGAGGUCUCCACCCAUGGACCACAUGCUGUGCCUCGCACAUCCUGGAAACACCAAGAUUUAAAGCUGAUGGAGUUCUCAGAACCUGGGAUCUCCAAUUACUCCACGCUGUUGCUUGAUGAGGCAAGGGAUGCUCUGUACGUGGGAGCCCGGGAGGCUAUCUUUGAGCUGAGCAAGAAGAACGUGACUGUUCGAAACCACAAGGUUCAGUGGACGGUUGCGGAAAUCCCUAUGACGAUGUGUAUUCUUAAAGGAAAAUCAAAAGAGAAAGAUUGUUUAAACUAUAUUCGAGUGCUUCAAGUUGUAGAUGAAGAGCGGCUGUAUGUCUGCGGAACGCAUGCCUUUCAACCUCAGUGUGACUAUUUGUACCUUUCUGACUUUUCGUUGGUGGGACGCCCUGAAGACGGUCGAGGAAAAUGCUCCUUUGACCCCUCGCAAAGCUUUACGACUGUCAUGGUUGAUGGGGAGCUGUACUCUGGUACAGCUUAUAACUUCUUGGGGAGUGAACCGAUAAUUUCCAGAUACUCUCCAUCUCGGUCUCUGCUGAGGACAGAAUACUCCACCUCAUGGCUCAAUGAACCAAGUUUUGUUUUUGCCGAUGUGAUCAGAGAGGGGAGAAAUAAAGCAGAUGGAGAAGAUGACAAAAUAUACUACUUUUUCACGGAAGUGUCAGUGGAGUACGAGUUCUUUGGCAAGCUGCUCAUCCCCAGGGUGGCACGAGUCUGUAAGGGCGACCUCGGGGGGCAGCGGACUCUGCAGAAGAAAUGGACGUCUUUCCUGAAAGCCAAGCUGGUGUGCUCCAUGCCUGAGCUCAACUUUGUUUUCAACGUAGUGCAUGAUGUCUUCAUUCUGAAGGCAGCCGACUGGAGAGAAACAGUCAUCUAUGGCGUUUUUACAUCCCAGUGGGGGGAAUGUGGGUUGUCAGCAGUAUGUGCUUACAACAUGACAGCUGUGGAAGAUGUCUUUUCUAAGGGCAAGUACAUGCAGAAGGUCACAGUGGAGCAGUCCCACACCAAGUGGGUCCGCUACAACGGGAUCCCGCCUUCUCCACGCCCUGGAGCCUGUGUGAACAACCUCAUGCGGCAGAACAACAUUAGCAGUUCCCUCCACCUGCCAGACAAGACACUCCAGUUUGUUAAGGACCAUCCUCUGCUGGAAGAUUCCGUCCUGCCCAUCGGCAACAGGCCUCGUCUCAUCACCAAAGAUGUCAGUUACACUCAGAUUGUUGUGGAGAAGGUCCGGGCUCUGGACAGGAAUAUCUAUGAUGUCAUCUUCAUGGGAACAGAUAAAGGAGUUCUACAUAAGUCAGUGGUUUUUGCUGAAGAAGUCUACACUGUGGAGGAGAUCCAACUCCUCAAGACCUCUGAGCCAAUCAAGAAUCUACUCCUCUCAUCUCAGACCCGAUCCCUGUAUGCUGGUUCAGACUCCGGGGUAGUCCAGUCACCCACCUCCUCCUGUGAAAAAUAUAUGUCCUGUGAGGACUGUAUCCUGGCACGAGACCCCUACUGUGCCUGGGACCCCCGCACUACUGCCUGUGUCAGUAUCUUCGAUACUCCAAGACAAAAACAUGGGAGACUGAUCCAGAGCCUGAAUGGUGAUGCAGACAAGUGUCCUUCAGAGUCAGGUCCAUCUCUGAAGGACUACCAGCACGUUGGAGUAAAACUGGGGAGCUCUGCUGAGCUGCCAUGCCUGGUACAGUCCAACCUAGCCCAGGUGAUUUGGAAGUCCAACGGUUCAGUGCUCACUGAGGCUUCUCGCUUCCACCUGAUAGGCGAAAAUGGUCUCCUUAUUUACAGCGUGGCACCAGAGGAUCAAGGACUGUAUGAGUGCUGGACGGUGGAAUGGGCUCCUGCUGCUGGGAAGAACUUCACCCGUCUCCUGGCUGGGUACUCACUGGCUCUGUACCUCCCACCCAGGCCCCGGCAGCAUGUGGACUUCGCAACUACUACCCUUGGCUCUAGUCUGAAUGAUCAGGAGAAUUCUGGUACACAUAAAGAUGAAGGUAAUGGUAACACAGAUAGAGCCCCACUAAUUUCAGUCAUCACCCCCGCCACCAUCACUUCACCACCCCAAACUGACUCCUCACUAACUACGGUCCCAAGCACCACAAUCAAAAUCAAGCCCAAACUGCGCCUUAUCCCAAGCAAUACCACUCCCCGCCCAGAGAGCCGCGACCCAUCCACUGAAUACUUGCAGCACAACAACAGCGUUGCCCUUCUUUUUCUUUUCCUGCUGUUCUUCCUUCUUUUCAUGACCGCGGUAGUGUACAACUGCUACAUGCAAUACCUUCCAGCUCCCUGCCUGAGGCUACGAGCCACCCUGUUGGGGGAGUCACAAGAGCCCUCUCUGGAAUACAGGGCCUGCGAAGCAGAUAUGAUGGAUACCACCCGCGACGGACAAACUGGACCUGAAGGAGCUACCCUACCCAAAAACGGACGUCAGGUGACGCAAAUCAGACCCAUGCGUUCCGUGACACUGGGUACUGAGACUGAUACGGAGUGCGGCAAUGGUAGGAUACCUUCUCACAGCUUUGUGGAUGACAGCCUAAACCAGGAGAAGCCCUUCGAUGUGGAUUGCACAUCUCAGCCCAUCCAGUUUGCAGAUGCAGAUGAUUGCUAGCUUUUGUGCCAGAAUAUGUUUUCAGAAACUAUGCAUGAUCAUGCUGGUGCUGCGCCUGCCCCCCGGUGUUCUGCACGUAAAAAGGAUGUCUUGUGACACUGUAGUUGUUACAAGGCUCAUGUCAGAGUGUUAUUUCCUGCUGUUGUGAUUCAGAGCCUUUGAUGAUCAAACUGAAGCUGUCAAGCUGUGCACUCUCAGCUUAGCCCAGCAAGAAAAGCUAUUUCUUAAAUUCCAAAUUGGAAACAUUGUUUACCAAAUUGGUAAGUUAUAGUGAUGUUUUCCAAAUUGGAAUAGUGCUGCUUUUUUGUUUGUUUUUGCAUAAAUUUGUUGAAAAUGAAUCUCUUAAAGGGGUCAUGUAGUAUACCUUUACAUCAAGCAAAUGCAUGUCACUAUGUGUUUAUAAAAAAAAAAAAAAAAAGCUAAAAUUUAUAGCCAAAAUUCCACAUAGACACUGAGGUCAAGAAUGUUUUUGGGGGAGUUUGGGGGGAGCGUUUUCAGAUCUCUAUUAAAUACUUCUGUGCUGGGCAUGUGAGGUGUGGCACAGAGCUACACCAGCUCAAUGGGCAUGUCCCAGGAAGAGUCGGGAUACGUACUUAAGUUACAAACGUCGCAAAAUCUAAAUGACCUGUUUGAGAACAAAAUUUGCUCAUUGUUAUCGUCACACCAUUAUUGUAUUUUUGGUACUUUAAAAUGUUUUUUACUUCUGUGGCUGCUGCAUAGUGGCACAGUCUGAAAACUGUUGCGUGACUUUAUAUUUAAAUUAGCAUGUUAUCUCUCCCUGGAGGAUCAUAUGAUGUAAGAUAGACCUUGGCUUCUUAUGUGCUGAAAUUUCUCAGCAUUUCUCAUUAUUUGAAGUAACCACAUGAGCUUUAACGCCUGCUUUGAUAUUUGUUUUGGCUCAUGCCACCACGGCAGUAAAUUGAUCCAGUCUGCUUCUUCCUUCGUGCAUCAGAUAAACACAUCGUUUAAAGUUGGCGGCGAGGCACAUACCUAGUGAGAACGCCCACUGCCUCAUUUGAAAGCAGGAACUCUCUUCUCUGGGUUAGCCAGAGGUGAAGAUAUGCAGCAUCACAGAAGUAAAAACCAGCCUUAUGGGAUAAUUCAUUUAUUUACAAACAUAGUCAUGUGUAAACAUUGUUAGAGCUCUACAUAGUCAUAGUCAAACCUUUGACUGUGUCUUUGUUUGCCAGAAAUCCUUUCUUUGAAAAAUGAUUUUACAAAGUUCGUCUGACAGUGAGCAGAGCAGCCGUCCCUGGAAUUAACAAUCCACCGUACGCUCAAAAUAGCAGUGGAACAAUCUGAGUUACUUUUAAGAAUGUCCAUAUAGUAAUGGUACAAAUGUAGUAGUUAAUUACCAUCAGUUUCUUUAUAGCAGAUGUGUUAUCGAUCUAGGUAUCUAACACUGUUUCAGCACGACUAAGGUAGUAAAAAGUAAACCUCAACCACAUGUAACUGUGCAAAAUGUAGAUUAAAAACUGGUUUUGCACAUUGUGACUCCUUCAAAGCUUUUGCAUAUUUUUUCCCAGCUUUUAAAAAAAAAAAAGUGAGGUUCGAGUGAAUGCAUCGUUAUCUUUACAGUUAUAUCUCAGGGAAGAGUCGAUCCACGUCUUAUGAAUAAAAAUGCCUAAUUUGCCGUGCGCUGUUUCCAUUUCCUGCACACAGUGUGUGGGUUUGCAUGUCACACAGUGAGGUGGCAUGCAGGGUUGAAAGAAUAGAAUACAGACAGGAACAUGACACGUGUGUGACGGAAAAUUACUGGAAAAAUCCAGACUGGUGUCUGGUGUACAUUUGUCGUGAGCUGCAAUGUUGUUUUUCCCGCCUUGUGAAGUUUGCAUUCCUAAUAAUUUUAUUGUCUUAUGUGUUAACCUCUACUACUCAACUUGUUGGAUUUUGGCCAAUAUCUGAACAUAUAUGCAGUAUGACAUUUAUCUGUACAAAUAUAAGACCCUCGGUUAAAAAUAAAUAAAUUCAGUGAUUAAAGUUUUCCAGAAUCUGAUUUCCAGGUUUGCUAUUUAUCUCUGAUUUCGCUGUUAACACUUUGCGUUGAACGAAGGAUGAGCUAACCACUGUUGGCAUAUGCUCUCUUUAAUCAUAGUUAAUGCUGCUCUUGUCAUCCACGAUUAGUCUUGUCACAGUUACUGUUAGCGUGGCGCUGAUUAGCGUUUUCUUUGAUGCAGUUUGUAGUUAGUCGGGAAGCGCCACAGCAUGUCAGUGCACCAAAAUCCGGCAUUUAAUAGCAGUUGCUUAAGGCUUCCCGCAAAAGUUUGAUCGCUGAUUAAGUUUGCAGAGAAAUGGUGCACACAUUGUGGAAUUCUUUGCCAGUUAAGUUCUGAUAGUUGUCAUUUUAUUACUUUUUAAAAGUCUCAGCCCUUAGUUUUCCUUUUGCGUGUCAUCCCUUAUUUAGAUUUCCUGUUUUCCUCUUUCUUUCCGUCACUCCCUCCCUCACAGCCUACUCUCCUGUCGAUACUUCAUGUUCUGCCUUCCCUUCCUUCACAUCCUCCUCCUCCUCCUCUUCUUCCUCUUCCUCCUCCGCUCACUCCCACGGUGCGGAGGCUGAGGUGAGACUGUUGCCCCCCCUGCUGAAGGACCAGGCCUGGGGGGUUCACGCCCAGGAGGCCUUCUUACUCUUCUGCCUGGCUUUUGGUGAGUCAUGUUUGUGACACUGACUCACCUCUCAACCAAACUGCAUUUCUCCUCCCUCAGGAGUUCUUAACCCCCCCCCCCCCCCCCCCAUCCACCGUUUUACGUUUGUGUUGCAUGUCAGCAUUUUUCCCGCUUACGCUAACCUGGAGGCUGUGUGUGGAUUUGUCUGACUAGCGGAUAUCAAUUCAUCAAGGGGCCAAAUGGUGCGACUGGAUUUUCAAAAAAGGAAAACUGGCCUUCUUUAUUAAAUUAUUAGUUUGUAGGUGAGGUGUUUUCCUUCUACUUAAGGAGUGAUGCACAUUAACGUCUAACUGCCGUCUGACCUGAAUCAGUUCUUAAAGUGGAUCUUUCGCAAGUGUGACAAAUUGAUGUCUCUCAGAAUUAUUAUUUUAAGCUCACUGUGUUGUAUCUGGUAUUUCAUCUGGAUCUGUUUUUUGUGCCUGUAAACUAGUGUAAAUGUACUUGUAUAUAUGGAAAAAAAAUACUUUUGAAGGUGUACAUACGUCUAGUUGGAUUCUGGCGUUCAAGCUGUUGGUAGAGAGGUUAAAUAAAUCUUCACUUUUUCAA
Molecule: messenger RNA, 6193 nt
Organism: Thalassophryne amazonica
Lineage: Eukaryota; Metazoa; Chordata; Actinopteri; Batrachoidiformes; Batrachoididae
Gene: sema4d
Product: sema domain, immunoglobulin domain (Ig), transmembrane domain (TM) and short cytoplasmic domain, (semaphorin) 4D
Biological process (GO): semaphorin-plexin signaling pathway; axon guidance; negative chemotaxis
Molecular function (GO): chemorepellent activity; semaphorin receptor binding
Source: RefSeq, a predicted model, not a curated record